Messenger RNA from Papilio xuthus (Asian swallowtail), 1165 nucleotides. Lineage: Eukaryota; Metazoa; Arthropoda; Insecta; Lepidoptera; Papilionidae. The record is from RefSeq and is a predicted model, not a curated record.
ACAGUGUCAUCAACACAUCUGUCACAAGAACGGGCUUGUUUGCGUAUAUUAUGAUUCUGCAAUCAAUGCAGAGUAAAUAAAUAGGAGGGAAAAACGCGCGCGAAUUCAGUUGUACGCCGCCAUUACGCCUUAACUGUCACUUUCGCUUUUAUUUCCGAACGUUUUCGGUGUGUUAGUUAUCUGUGAAACAAAUAAAAAAAAUGAAGAACACAAUUAUUAUUUUCGCUUCGCUAACAACAUUGGCGAUAGGAGAAAAUUUAUUACCGGAAGAUUUCACCAGAUGUCGCCAGAAGGACGCCAAGCUAAAUGACUGCCUCAAGGGAGCUGUGCCAGAUGCGCUCCGGAGAAUGACUAAAGGUAUUCCAGCACUAUCAGUGCCGCCGCUGGAACCACUUUUGGUGUCCGGCAUGAACAUUGAGACUGGCGCGGGACCAGUCGUUAUCAGCCAGGUCUACCGAAACAUACAGUUGCACGGACUUACGGACUCCCGUCUUACGUCUUACAAAGCAGACCUCAAGCAUUACAGACUGAGAACAGAUUCAAUAACACCUAAGAUGGAUUUUAUCGCGGAUUAUGUGAUGAAAGGAAGAAUAUUAGUCCUGCCUAUCCAGGGUAAAGGAGUUGCAAACAUUACCAUGGUUAAUUUGGUUGUAAAACAUGAUUUGAUCGGUGAACCUGUAAUAAAGGACGGUGAAACGUACAUGCACAUAAAAGACUACAAGGUCAAAUUCAUUCCUGAGAGAGUUAUUCUUCAUUUCUCCAAUUUAUUUAACGGCGACAAGGCCUUAGGAGACAACAUGAACAAAUUCCUCAAUCAAAACUCCGACCUAGUUUUCAACGAAUUGAAGGAGUCAUAUGAGAAGAGUCUUAGUUCAGUAUUUCAGGAUGUCACAAAUAAAAUAUUCGACAAAGUUCCAAUGAAUAAAAUCUUCCCAGAGGAAUAAUAGCUGUGAUCAAAAAUUAAUAUUUAGGUGUAUUUGAGUUGCAUGAUUUCUUUUACAAUUUGUGCAAAGAUGAAAGUGAUUUAAAAAUAAGUUUAGUUAAGUAAGAUAAACGUUUACAAAAGUUACCAACAAAAUGUCUGAUUAUAAAAUUACAGUACUGUAUUUAUAAAAACGCUUUAAUAAAACUUGACUUAAUUAAUUUUAAGUAAAUAAUUAAUAAG